Messenger RNA from Pelecanus crispus (Dalmatian pelican), 837 nucleotides. RefSeq names its product autophagy related 101 (gene ATG101). Gene Ontology annotation, cellular component: phagophore assembly site; Atg1/ULK1 kinase complex. NCBI's taxonomy places the organism in Eukaryota, Metazoa, Chordata, Aves, Pelecaniformes, Pelecanidae. Gene Ontology annotation, biological process: autophagosome assembly; autophagy. The record is from RefSeq and is a predicted model, not a curated record. Gene Ontology annotation, molecular function: protein kinase binding.
CCGCAGGACCCGCCGUCGCGCCGUCCCCGCCAUGAACUGCCGUGCGGAGGUGCUGGAGGUGUCGGUGGAGGGUCGGCAGGUGGAGGAGGCCAUGCUGGCCGUGCUCCACACCGUCCUGCUGCACCGCAGCACCGGCAAGUUCCACUACAAGAAGGAGGGCACCUACUCCAUCGGCACCGUGGGCACCCAGGACGUGGACUGUGACUUCAUCGACUUCGCCUACGUCCGCGUCUCCUCUGAGGAGCUGGACCGGGCCCUCCGCAAGGCCGUCGGGGAGUUCAAGGACGCGCUGCGCAACUCGGGCAGCGACGGGAUGGGGCAGAUCUCGCUGGAGUUCUACCAGAAGAAGAAGUCACGCUGGCCCUUCUCGGAUGAGUGCAUCCCCUGGGAGCUGUGGACCAUCAAGGUGAACGUGGUGAACCUGGCUAAUGAGCAGGAGCGGCAGAUCUGCCGGGAGAAAGUGGGUGAGAAACUCUGCGAAAAGAUCAUCAACAUCGUAGAGGUGAUGAACCGCCACGAGUACCUGCCCAAGAUGCCCACCCAGUCGGAGGUGGACAAUGUCUUUGACACCAGCCUGAAGGAUGUGCAGCCCUACCUGUACAAGAUCUCCUACCAGAUCACGGACUCCCUGGGCACCUCGGUCACCACCACCAUGGGCCGGCCCCGUAUCAUGAAGUGCACGGUGCGUCUGUAGGGCCAGGUGCCGCCGAGGCGGGUUCACCCUGUGUGGUGGCACCUCUCCGGCACAGCCCCGGGCUCUUUGGGACAGCAUCUCUGCUUGGAUCCUUCCUCUCCACCUCCAAAAAGCCUCUGCGGAGAGCUGAACUCAGCCUGGCC